This is a messenger RNA of Kickxella alabastrina, 997 nucleotides long. Its product is annotated as P-loop containing nucleoside triphosphate hydrolase protein. The record is from RefSeq and is a predicted model, not a curated record. Gene Ontology annotation, molecular function: GTP binding; GTPase activity. NCBI's taxonomy places the organism in Eukaryota, Fungi, Kickxellomycota, Kickxellomycetes, Kickxellales, Kickxellaceae. The transcript is spliced from 2 exons. Bases 305 to 946 code for a protein of 213 amino acids.
UUCAAAAUCCGCUUAUUUUACUUUGGCGCAAAGAACAAUUGCUCGCUCAAACACGCACUCGGGAUAUAUAUUAAAAACAAAAGAGGGAACCCGGCAACUUAUAUACUCACAAACUGGCAGCAACGUCGGACCCAACAUUAAUUUUUCUAUUACAUACACGCACAUUCACAUUCAAAUUCACAUUCACACACACGUACACAUAUAUAUAUACACACGCACACACACAUACGCACGCACACAUUCACACACAUUCACACACUCGUGCAUAAUACAUUUCAGCUUGCUUAUCAGGGAGAAUCAGACAAUGGCAUCGACAGCACAGCGCAUGCGCGACGAAGACCAGCCGACAAAUGUUGAGGACGAGAUUGUUUUAAAAGUCGGAAUGCUGGGUGAUGCACAGAUAGGCAAAACGACGCUGAUGGUGCGGUACGUUUUUGGCGAGUAUGAUCCAAAUAUUGUGCAGACGCUGGGCGUAAACUACUUGGAAAAGUCGAUUCAUCUUCGGAAUACCAAAGUGCGGUUCAGCAUUUGGGAUUUGGGAGGAGAGCGAGAGUUUCUAAAUAUGCUCCCCUUGGUGUGUUCAGAUUCGGCGGUCAUAUUGUUUCUGUUUGAUUUAACGCAGCGGCGGACGCUCAACUCGAUCGAGCAGUGGUACAGGCAAGCGCGAGCAUUCAACAGCACGGCGGUACCCAUUCUGGUUGGCACAAAGUACGAUCAGUUUGCAGAUGAGGAGUUUACGUCGAAGGAGGAGCAAAUGAUUAUUACGAAGCGGGCGCGGGUGAUUGCUCGCGCAAUGAAGGCGUCACUUAUAUUCUGCUCGUCGUUACGGUCGAUUAAUGUGCAGCGUAUAUUCAAGAUUGCACUGAGCAAGACGUUUGAUUUGAGACCGAAUUUUGAUGAGAUUACGGAGAUUGGAGAGCCAAUUUUAGAGUUUAAGCAGACUUGACCCGACAUUCACCAUUUUCAUAAAUAAAUAAAUCAAAAAUGACAAUGUGAG